Molecule: messenger RNA, 754 nt
Organism: Arabidopsis arenosa
Lineage: Eukaryota; Viridiplantae; Streptophyta; Magnoliopsida; Brassicales; Brassicaceae
Source: the annotation of a GenBank genome assembly
CUUAUUAGUUUAUAGGACUGCUGCUUCUCUCUCGUCUUCCUUUACACCGUCAAAACCAUGUUUCUAAGUCAGUGCCGGAAAUGUAAACCUUUGCUCGAGUCUCGUCUACCUUUGCUCCGCCUCUCUCUCUCUAAAUGUCUCGAUCAGUCCUUCAAAACCACGGCUAGUAGCGAAUACGGUAGUAAGAUCCCUGAUGCUCUUCUGGGACAUCGAGGACUAGAAGAUCAUAAGGCAAGCGUCUUCUGGGACAUGGAGGACUACAAGAUCCCUGAUGGUCUCAGUGCUGGUGAGGUUUCGAAGAACAUCAAAACGGCUUUUGCGGAAAUGGGAUAUCCUGGUACGGUCUCAAUCAAGGCUUAUGCUGAUGCGACGAAUCGGAGGAUCCAGGAUAAUGAGUUUCACUCCGCCGGAAUCGAGCUCAAGCGCGUACCAGAAGGCUCGAAAGGAAAGGAUCAUUCGAGAGAUAUAGCUGUUUUAACUGGCAUGGCGGUGUGGAUUGCUGCCAAUCGUGAAGUAUCAUCAUCGAUGAUGGUAAUCUCAGAUAGCAUCUAUGAUUUUGCUGUAGACCAGUAUAAGAAGAUGAAUCAUUAUGUUCUUUGGAAAAAACUAUCAGCUAAGGGCAAGCCUAUCGCCCAGACCAGAAGAUACUCUAAACGUUGAGACCAUAUAUACUUGGUUCUCUCCAUGCUAAUGUCCUUUUGUUCUCUGUCUAAAGGCUUUAUGUGUCUCUGUGUAAUGAAAACAUCCACGUUUC